ACGAAGAAGACAGACAUGCAUGUUGUACUCUCGCAUUAUCUCCCUCGUAUGUUUACAUUUUGGAGAAGCCCGGUGUUUUACGCGCAGUGAGGCAGUGGCGUUGUGCAACGCAAACAGCGCAAAAAAAUCAAAUCGGCCCGCUGGACUCUCUUGAAGGGUUGGAGAGAUGUCAUCGGUGUGGCAGCAGGAGCCGUCGGCCUACUCCCCCUGCGUGGAGAUCGACUCAAGCUCUGUGAGGAGCAAGGACAGGGUCAGCUCCCCGGCCUGGCUCAAGCAGGAGCACGACGACCUCAACAUCAUCAAGUGGGAGAAUUUCCAAACAGGAGCCACAGCAGAUGCAGUGCAGGACAACACACCCAGCAGCGCCAUGUCUACUGUCUCAUAUACAGAGGGCCUGCCUCCGAGGGUGCUGCUUACCAUCACCAAGCUGCAGUGCAUGCUGGAGAGCAAACAGGAGCGCAUCGCCGCCCUGGAGAGACAGGUGGAGGACCUGAUGCAGGACCGCAAGUUCCUCCGGAGCCAGAUCGAGAACCUCACCAGCAAUCGCUCCAUGCCAGCUUUUGCAUCGCCGAUCCCCGUGGCUGAAGCUCAUAAAACCAGCAAGGUACAACAUUCAGAAACCAAAUCUCGAAAGCGAGAGAGGGCUUCUUCCAGUUCCUCUGUGAGCAACGACAGCGGUUCUGAAGCGUCCGGCUCCUCUGAAGUGUCUGCAGCUUCGAGCGAACACAAAAAGAGGAGACACCACAAGGACAAGCGAAGAGGGAAGAAAGGGAAGGACUACAGCAGAAAGAGAGCCACUGGCGUCCAGUACGUCAUCCAUCGCUAUAAACAAGUCCUGUCUGCCUUCAUCAAGAAGAAGAGCAUGAGCGAAGCCUUCCGCCACCACGGAAUCGACAGGAACACCAUCGCCAACACCGCGUCGAUCGCUGAGCUCCAUCUGGCCGGAAAAGACAUGGUGCCGCUGGUGGGCAUGUUUCGUCAAGGAGAAGAGACUCUGGUUAGCUACGCCCAGAGGUGUUCGCUGGUCAUCGACACCGACGCCGAACUGUCCAGGCGAAUAGACCAGAUGAAAGCCAACGGCGAGCUUCUGCCCAUCUCAGGGAAAAGACCCAGGGCGUUACUCUCUCAGCUCUCACAGCUAGGCGGAACUGCAGAAAGCAUUUUAAUUGGUUAGAGGGUGAUGAAACCCUAAAGAUUUGAUGGCAGAAAUGCGUCGUUGCUCUGACCUCUAUGGGUUGAAACCAUAAGCUGUGCUGCACUUUUGACCAAAUCUAAUGUCACUGUUGUUUCAUUUCUGCUCACACCCAGCAGUGAUGUAGAGCUGCCAAAUGAGCUUCAGCAAGGUAAAAUUUCCAACCACUAGAUGCCAGUAAAUUGUGGAUUUUCUGCUUGGGUUUCAUCACCAUUUAAAGGGUAACUACACCCCAAAUCUAAAUCUUUUUGAGGCCUGACCUCUGAUGGUGGAAAGUAGUGUGCCUGUUCUUUGGUGGCAGGUGAUAUUCCCAACCCACAGAGUACAACAGGUGCCACUGAAGACCAGGCUCGCUACUUUCCACCAUUAGAGGUCAGGCUUCACAGAGAUUUCAGUUUUGGCUGUUCCUUUUUAAUAGUAAGAAUAACACAUUUCAGAAUGGGUGACAAAAUAUAAUGCCUUCAUAAAAUCAAGUUCUUUAGUUCUUCCCUUGAAUUGAACUACUGGAUUUGAGUGUUUCCGUUUUAUGUAGCAUUUUUACAUGAUAAUAAUAAUAAUAAUGAUAAUGAUCAGUGGUUCUCAAACUGGGGGUUGGGAUCCCCAAGGAGGUCAUGAGAUAACUUUUGGGAUUCACAAGAUGAUUAGGACAUAAGCAAAUACAAAAAUAUCAUGAUUAUUUUUUCACAUGCUAACUCUUUUUCUGUUUUCUUGUGAAAUACAGGAUAGGUUUAAAAUUCAACACCUCCUCUGAUAAUGAAUCUAAUGAAACAACCUGAACAGGUGGUCAUGGUUGUAGGUGGACUCUCCACCUCUCUGCAUAUGCAGACUGAGACAGGGGGUUGCAAGCAGGCAUUGGUUUGUUGUUAAGGGGUCACAAGCCAAAAAUGAUUGAGAACCACUGCUCUAAAUGUUUCCUUUACAUUUCUGUGGGAGCACGAAUGUGAAGUAUUCUGACUAUAUACAUUUCAGUAUGUACAAACAUACAGACGGGUGACAAAUAAAAGGACAAACCAACAUUAAGUGUCUUAGUAAGCUGUUGAGCCGCGACAAGCCACCAGAGCUGCUUCAGUGUAGCUUAGCAUAGAUUCUACAAGCCUCUGGAGGUCUGCUCUAUUAUUCCAAAUGGUAUUAUAUGAAGAAAGGGAUAUUAUAGCUAGGCUACAGUGCAUAAAGCCCUCAUUUGAAAGACAAAUGCAGAUUGGAGAAUUCAGUGGUGCAUCAGCCAUAGGCGCUGGUUUACAUGAUGUGGAAGAAAUAUGAUCAGAUGAGUCAUCCUUCGCUUUACUCGAUUUACAUCCUUCGCUUUACUUGACAAGUGCUGGACCCCUACAGUGAGGGGGUCCGCUGGCUCUCGCUGCAAAUCAGUGCAGGGUUAAUGUGAGUGAUGACCUUUAGCCAAUGAUGAAACAUUUCUGUCCCGAUGGGAGUGCCCUAUUUCAGGGUGACCACGCUCCCGCCCCGUCCACAGGGCAGGAGGGCUCACUGAAUGGGUUGAUCGGGAUGAAAAUGAUGUUAAAUCUUAUGGUCACCGGAUCUCAACCCAACUGAACACCUGGGGAGAUUUCGGACCAACAUGUUAGACAGCACUCUCGACAACCAUCAUCAAAUCGCCAAAUGAGGGAAUAUCUUUUGGAUGAACAGCGCUCCAUCCCUCCAGUAGAGCUCCGGAAACUUGAAUCUAUGCCAAGGAGCACUGAAGCUGUUCUGAUGGCUUACGGUGGCCCAACACCUCACUGAGUCACUUAAUGUUGUUUUUCCCUUUAAUUUGUCACCUGUCUAUACAUGUAUUUGUGUAUAUUUUGUAUCUGAUAGGUCUACAGAUUUAUUUGCAGCUUUGAUUAUCUGGAAAAUAAUAUUUUUUUGACAUGCGAAGGUAAGGCAGAGGCGUGUAGUGUUAGAGAUGCCCACAAGAUGGCAGUGCUCACAUAUAUAUAAAAAAAAAAUGUUUACAAGUCAUCUGUUAUCAUUUAUUCCAAAAUGGUGGCUAGUCAAGUUCCAUUUUCAAUCAACACUAUGUAUAGUAUAGAGUAUUUUUUAUGUUUGAUUCUUGUUUGAUUGAUGAUGAUUCUUUGUUGUGUUCAUAAGCAUUCAGAAAAUAUUUUGUUGACUUGAUCCUGUGACUCUUAUGCUGUAAUUGAAUUGAAUAAUUUAAAACAGCAUUUGUUGCAGUGUGUUUUAACGUCCACCUUUAGAAUCAAAAUGAUAAAUCUUAUUUGUUUACGCAGACAUUUUAACAUUUUCUGUAUGUCCAAGAGGAAUGUGCAGAUGUGCAUCCAUUUACAUUUUGGGUGUGUGUUUCAUGCUUUUAUCUGAAGUCAUUUACAAAAGGAUGAUACUCACUGAGUGUCCUGCUUAAAAACACAUUGCCUUUGAUAGAAACAUAUAAUCUGUAAACUUUCAGAUUUCACAGUUCAAGUUCAUGUUCCAUGUUGGGAAGCCUGCAGAGAGGGCCUUGAAGUAAAGGGGAAAAAAAGCCAAAUAUUGCUUUACUUUUCAUGCAUAAGGAAAUUCAUAACAUCCACACCCCAAUCUCACAACUGCUGUUCAAUUCAAUAAGCUGAAGUGUGCCUGCUUAUAAGUGAUAAAUAUUUUACAGUACACCUAUAGGUCUUACUAAAUUUGGUCCUGCUGGUAGGGACAUAUUUUUAGUCUGUCCGCUGACCAGAGCAGUGGGCUGCAGCAGUUGUGUAGACAGAUGGGGAAGCUUGGUAAGACAUCCUUGGGCGAUGGUAAGUGUCAGUGCAAAGUGCUGCCAUUGCCUUCCCUGCUGUUUGCUUUUCACAUGGAGUGACAAAUUACUUGUGCAAAGCCAUUACAAGGGCUGCACCCAGGCUGUUUAUCUUUGCAUGGGACUCUGUCACUGUCACUCUCAUUCACACACUGACUAUCUGCUUAUCUUUCACUUGCACAUCCCAAUCUGUCUGCGUCCCCGUCUCUGCCAGGGGCUCCUUCAGCCAUUAUUUCCCUUUCCAUCGGACUCUCAGUUCUCCAGAGUCUUGACUCUUCGUCCUUUCUUCUUUCUUCAGUCUUUCUUCUUUUGCCUUGCCUCCCACUCCAAAACGAGCCGUGAUAAUGGCAGAGAAGCCCGCCAGAGCUUGGGAUGCAUGGCUGUGGUGAGUGAAGCGUUUCAGUCACGCCAGCAGGGGUGAACGUGAGCAGCCUCAUGUUCCUCUCAGCCCCAUUUUUUAGCUGGAGGGGACAGGUGCAUGCUGGUCUGCCGAGUGGCAUGAGGUAGAAGGAGUGGGUGCCAGCACUCAUCUCUUCCAUGUCCUGAGGGAUGCAAAUGUCACUUCUGCUCUCCUUUUCACCAGUAUGAGACAUGACGAUAGAGGAUUUCUUUUCUGCAAAUCCGAUGUGAAAGCGAAUGCUGACUAUUGUAUCGAAGCAUGUGGCUAGUUAUAUAAAUCAAGCCUCACUACAGAGCUGUUUAUUUUUUUUGUAUUUCCAGUAUUGGUCAGUAUAUCUUACAAGAGGGCAGCAAAACUGCAUCUCCACCUGCUUAUACGCAAGAGUGGCAGCUGUGAAUCUGGUGCUAAUGACUAGGGGUGAUGGAGCUCAGAGCUGGAGAUGGAGAUAGGAUGUGGGCCUAAUCGAGCCUGAAGCAUUCCCCCCUCCUCCCACUGCCUUUUGACUCACAUUGGUGUGUGUGCAGCUGGGGCUCCAUUUUAUGUCUGCGGUGCUUUCCUUUGCUCCCAAAUUGUGCAGUUGCAGGUGCCGUGUCAUCGCCCAGGCUGCAAGUGCUUGAUGGAUACAAAAUUCAGCCCCCUCCUCUUGUCCAGUUUGGGUCCUCUUUUGAUCCUGACAAUGACAAAAAGAGCAUCUGGAUGCUCUUACUGAGAGUAGCUACUAAUAACCACCAAUCACCCUCUUAAUGGUGCAAAUAAAAUGUAUUUGAACCACUGAGUUCAAAUGGGCCAGGGCCCUGCUUUGUUGUUACACUGGCAGUAUGUGUUAGCCCCGUAUAAUAAAUGUCUCAGAUAUAUUACAUAAAGGAUUACAAGGCCUGUAAUGGAGCAAAAGAGCUCAGACUUGAGCAAUUGAUUUUAUGCUCUCUUGGGAAAAUAGUGUUUGGCAGUACUAACAUUGAGUGUUGUCUCACUUUUUCACAGUUACUGAGAUUGUUGCCAGAUACUAAGUAACAGUACACCAGCUGGCAUUUCCUCCAGCGAGUCACCACAGUGGGUUAUUGUUUGCAACACAACAAGGCAAGAAUGUUUUUCGGAGUGUGUGAAGGAUUGCAACUGAGUCAAAAAGAAAAAUGAAAUCAGUUUAUGUAAGUGUGUUUAUUCCUUUCAUAUUAAAUAACCAAUAACUUUUUCA
This is a messenger RNA of Myripristis murdjan (pinecone soldierfish), 5512 nucleotides long. Its product is annotated as coiled-coil domain-containing protein 106-like. Gene Ontology annotation, cellular component: nucleoplasm. Bases 167 to 1174 code for a protein of 335 amino acids. The record is from RefSeq and is a predicted model, not a curated record. The transcript has 5 exons. NCBI's taxonomy places the organism in Eukaryota, Metazoa, Chordata, Actinopteri, Holocentriformes, Holocentridae.